This is a messenger RNA of Aureobasidium subglaciale EXF-2481, 1311 nucleotides long. RefSeq lists its product as uncharacterized. The transcript has a single exon. NCBI's taxonomy places the organism in Eukaryota, Fungi, Ascomycota, Dothideomycetes, Dothideales, Saccotheciaceae. The record is from RefSeq and is a predicted model, not a curated record. Bases 107 to 1210 code for a protein of 367 amino acids. Gene Ontology annotation, biological process: regulation of transcription by RNA polymerase II. Gene Ontology annotation, molecular function: DNA-binding transcription activator activity, RNA polymerase II-specific.
GAAAUAUGGAAGCUGAAUUCUGAGCAAGUGUGAUGAGGUCAAGCCACGGUGUAGUUAUUGCCAGCGCCAGCGCAAGGACAGCCCAUGUGUUUACGAGGUGGAUGCUAUGAGGCAAAUGCAGUCGCAACGACUGACAGCCUCACCAACAACCUUAAUGAAUGAUUUGUCUCUCGGAAUGAUUCAACUGGAUCUUACUGAACUGCUUGGGACCGCUGCCAAGGGGUCAUUAUUAACGAACGUCGUCCACACGCUGCAGCAUUUCCGUAAUACCACUUCAAGGACGCUCGGUGGGUGUGCCAUGCGUGCAGUCAUGCACGAGCACGUUCCACACUCGGCAUGGCAGCAACCUUUCAUUAUGCACAUGAUUCUGGCUCUUUCCAAUGCGCAUCUCCGACGUCUAGCAAACCGAACAGAGAGCAGUGCCAACCAUGCUCUGCUUGAAGCCGUUCACUGGCAGCGUGGGCUACAGAAUUAUCGAACCGCAGUUUCCUUGGCUGAUCCGACUGCUUCUCAGGAAUACGGUGAUGCGCUAGUGACUGGAUCCUUGCUAUCUCUAUAUUACAGCACCACUCUCGACGGCGAGAUGGCUCCUGACGCUUUCAUUGUCGAUUACGAAGCCGCCGUCGAGACGAUGCUUGCUCCACUUGCAUUAUCUCACGGUCUGAGAGCUCUACGAAUGACUCUGGGCACCUUUACACCCUCCUCGAUCUUCGCAUCUGUCUGGGCAUUGGCAGCGCCCAAAGGAUCGAUGCCCAUUCGCGAGCCUAAAACACCGGACUCGCUCUUCAUCCUCGAGAUGAUUUGCAACCUCAACAUCGGCGACGAUAUGGUUCAAGAGAUGGUGCGCAGCAUAGCUGAUCGUCUUGCACCUAUCAUGUUCUCAUCUGGAACCGCAAACUACCGUGAUGACAUUCUCCGAUUUGGCGGCAAAGCAUGGCCACACCUUUGUCAACUGCUCGCUGGGAGAUCGCCACAAGCAAUGAUGCUCCUGUUCUGUUGGUUCAAAGUACUUGGAGGGACAAGACAGUGGUGGGCGAGUACAAGAGCAAAGUUGCAGGCGGAAGCGAUCAAAGUGUAUCUUUGUUCGUUGCCUCCGCCGAUCGAGGAUUUGAGCGCCUGGUCAUUUUGCCUUGUCACUGUCUUUGCUUUUGAGUCUACAGAUCUGAUGUCGACUGCGGAUGCAAGUAACCGGUUGACUGACUCGAGAUGAGACCAAUACCAGGCCAUGUUUGAACACCUAACAUCUCCUGCUUGAUCCGCUAUCAGAGCACGUGAGCAAGACGCGUGAAGCAUGCACAAAUAACGAUGACG